Rhopalosiphum maidis (corn leaf aphid) is the source of this 1356-nucleotide messenger RNA. RefSeq lists its product as uncharacterized. Lineage: Eukaryota; Metazoa; Arthropoda; Insecta; Hemiptera; Aphididae. The transcript has 2 exons. The record is from RefSeq and is a predicted model, not a curated record. Bases 284 to 1120 code for a protein of 278 amino acids.
ACUUUCAUAGUCAUAUUACAUUUUAAUAUUAUAUAGUACAUAAAUAUACAUCGUGUGUGUACCAUUAUAGACUAUAGUAAUUUAGUACUCGCUCUAUUUUUGUUCAUAGUAUAGUAGUGUUAAUUAUCUUAAUUAUUGUUUAAUUAUCGUCCUCUCGCUGAAUCAAUUGAAUUUGCGCAAAAUUCGUCUGUCGGAUCUUUAAUUAAAUUGGUAUACUUCACUAGUUGCCUUCCAUCAUUAAUCUCUUAGGUUGCACUUUGUUUUGUUCACAUAAAUAGAAAAGAUGGCUGAAAAUAUAGAGUUCAGUAAUCCAAAAAUUGAAAAACAAAUAAAGUAUAAGGACACUCAGACCAAGUGCUCGCUACCUGUAAUUUGGUCAGCUACCGAAAAACUACAGCUAGCUGAAGCCAUCGAUAUGUAUGGAAUAAAUUUCCCGAAACGUCUCGUCACGCGUGUCCCUACUAAAACCGUUCAACAGGUGAUGCAAAUGCUGACACAGCUUAGAAUUGAAAAUCGAAAAGAAGUUGAGGAAAUUAAAAAGUGCCCAUCAUUUAUCAACCUUGAUGAUAUGGAUGACUUGUUCUUGGUCGGUGACACCGAGCCAAAAGAUGUGUUGGUCAAGUGGAUGGAGUACCUGGAAAGAAUUUACAACAAGGACCCAUACAUUUUCAAUAAAUUUAAACUGUUGUCCAGCUCAUUACUAAUCUUGUCAGAAUGUACCCCACCACCGAAAACUACAGGGCCAGAUGUCAUAGACUUUAGGAAAGUGUACUAUUUUUUGUACCGUGUCAUUAACAAAUACCCCAUAAGGAAACAUCAUGGAGAUUCUAGGAUGAGAAAUUACCUCCAUGAAACGUUCUUGCGUGUGAUGAACGAAAUCGAUUUUACAUCUGACGAGGAGAAAAUAACUAUGCAAAAGAUAGUGUCCAAUUGGACUACUGAUAACAGGUCCAAUUCGUUGAGAGUAUAUGGGAAAAAGAAUGAAAUCAAAACAGAGCAAAAACAACCAGAGACAGACAAUGGAUCAAUUUUGAAGACGGCACUUGAGCUUAAUGUGUUAGAAAACCCAAUGAUACCAAGUUUUAAUCCAUUCCAGAUCAAAUCCAAAAAGUCUUUAUAAUGCAUUUUGUUCCUUAUAUUAUUAUAAACCUUUUUUUUUUAAAAAUGUUAAACAUUGCACGUUUAUCAAUAUUGCCAUUUUUUCUCAUUAUUAUUUAUUCCUAAGUGGCUAGAUAUGAUCAUUAUUUAUAUUUUACUUAGUCAUAAACAAGAAGAUUAAUCUCCAUUUCUUUAAAACAACUAGCAAAGAAUCAUCCAGUUUAAUGGUCCCAAAUUUAUUUUUAAAUAAACUUCAAA